This is a messenger RNA of Leucoraja erinaceus (little skate), 4323 nucleotides long. RefSeq names its product cramped chromatin regulator homolog 1 (gene cramp1). The record is from RefSeq and is a predicted model, not a curated record. Gene Ontology annotation, cellular component: nucleus. Lineage: Eukaryota; Metazoa; Chordata; Chondrichthyes; Rajiformes; Rajidae. Gene Ontology annotation, biological process: pattern specification process. The transcript has 20 exons. Gene Ontology annotation, molecular function: chromatin binding. Bases 337 to 4209 code for a protein of 1290 amino acids.
GGCGCCGGGUAACAGCGGCUGCGGGUGGACGCGAAUGAAGCGGGGAGAGGAUGUGAAGGGGCAGCGGGGCGCCUGACAAGUGGAGGCGCCGGCCCGGGAGCCUGAGCCUGAGCCUGAGCCUGAGCAGAGCGGGGCUGUGUUGUGUUGCUGGAGAGGGGGAAGGAAGGAAGGAAGGAAGGCAGGAGGUCCAGCGGGCCCAGGAAACGGCGGCGUCCCUGGAAACGGCGUCCCCCUGCUACUCCCCCCCCGGCGACCACACUCACUCACUCACUCUCUCCGCUAACUACCCAGGACCAACAACAUUGGCUCCAACAACAUCAACCCGGAGGCGUGUUGAUGCCGUGGAUCUCGCUUCCCGAUUUGUGCGUAAUGACGGCGAAAUGUGCGGAGGUGAACAGCGAUGAAGGGCUGAGAAGAGUGUGUAAAAGAAGUGGUGACGAGGAGAGUGCUGAAGGAGAUGGGGAGAGUGAAGAAGGAGGCUGCAGAUCUGAACACAGCACAAAGAGAGAAGAUACUUCAGCAGCUGCCACCAGUCCAGAUCAGCAUCAUUUCUUAAGAUCCAGUGUGAGACCUCCCAACAAGAGGUUAAGGAAAGAUCCAGUUGCUUCUCAUGGAUCCAACAGCUUCCAAAACAAUAAGGGAAAAGGUCUUGAGGGGAGUUCUGCUGCUUCUGGUUAUGCGCCUGGCAUUACUGUGGGCAGUGCAGGUGGAAGCAGCAAAACCACAGCAAAGAGUUUAUCUGCCAUAUCUGGAGAAAAAGAGGAAGGGAACAAGAAGAAAGUUCGAAGGCAGUGGGAGUCGUGGAGUGCCGAGGAUAAAAACUCAUUUUUUGAAGGAUUAUAUGAGCAUGGAAAGGAUUUUGAAGCAAUACAGAAUAACAUAGCUCUAAAGUACAAGAAGAAAGGGAAGCCAGCAAGUAUGGUGAAAAACAAGGAGCAAGUUCGGCACUUCUACUAUCGUACUUGGCACAAGAUCUCCAAAUACAUCGACUUCAAUAAUGUAUUCUCUCGAGGGCUGAAGAAAUCCUCUCAGGAGCUCUAUGGGUUAAUAUGCUAUGGAGAACUGCGCAAAAAAAUCGGAGGAUGCAUGGAUGAUAAAAAUGCAGCCAAACUCAAUGAAUUAAUUCAAGCUGGGGCCACAACUGUGCGAUACAAAGGCCGUAAUUUACGUAUAAAAGCACCAAUGUGCCGGGCUUUGAAAAAAAUCUGCGAUCCUGAAGGAAUUAGUGAUGAGGAAGAUCAGAAACCAGUUCGACUACCGGUGAAAGUGCUCCUUGAACUACUGCCACGCAGUAACUACACCUGGGCAAGAGUUCAGAGUCUGGCACAGAAUCCUCGACUACGGAUGAUGGUGGAACUACAUCGGAAAGUUUCCAGUCUCAUUGAUUUCCUCAAGCAUAAAUGGGCGUUACAGGAAUUCCGAAUUCGCAAGUCAUUGGAAGAACGUCAGCAAGAUAUUGGAUAUGGUGAAUCAAGGAUUAUGGGGCUUGAGGAAAAGACAGAGCUCCAUCUCUACCCUGCAGAGAACUGUACUUUAACUGUACUGCCUGGAGUGGCAAAGGUGGUUCACUCAAAAGCCUGCUGCACUGUGCACUGGCAGGAAACCGGAAGGUGCAGACAGAACAUAAAGGACAUUCAUUUACUCCCACCAGCACAGAUAUUAGCAAGAACCCCUGCUACAAAGGAUAUGACUGUUCCCGUCAGUCAAGGAACUCAGGGCACAAUGAAGGGACAAGUUAAACAAAUUAGAAGCACAACAGAUGGGCGAACUGGUUUCAAAACCACUACAUCGAUAGCUGGUGAAGGAUCACAAUGCACUGAAGAGGAAAUGCCUUCUUUGGAAGGUACAUCUGCUGGAGAGACAAUUUCUCAACAGGAAAGUCCAAAAACAGACGAGAUAUUUGAUGGAGGACAGCAAGAAUUAGGAGAAAAUGGAGAACAUGCAUUUAAUUCACCCAAAUCUAAUUCGGAUGCUUCCACUGAAGAAUGCAGUGGUAAUGAGGUGCCCUUAAUGGAGUCCCCAGAACCAACCACGACUACUGAGCUCUGUGUCUGUGGGGGGAUGGUCAAUAAUGAUGAGACACUCUUGGACCCACCUUCUCACGACAUGAAGUCGUGUCCGAACUCGGUAGAUGCAGAGAGAUGUGCAUGUCUGGAAAAAUCCUCUGAAAAGGGUGUUACUGCCUUGGACAUAAAUGGAUUUCUUGGUGAUCCCAGUGCAGUACAUUCUGGAAUGGUAAAAGUUGAAUCAAGCUCUCAACAAUUGGCAGAUUCAAGUCCCCAAUUAUCUACUGAUACCGCUUCAAUGUCAUCCAAUUCAACCGCAGUAGAUGAUUGUGAUAAUAGGACCUUGUCCAGUAAUUGCACUCAUGAACAGCCGGUGGUGUGCACAGAUGAGGUGUCUGAUAACGACUGCCUUAGGCAGACCGUGAAUAUGAGUUUGCCCUCUCAGGGACAAGCUGGUAGUGCCAGCAUUCUUCCAAAACCACCAAAAGAAGAUGCUACCCAUCUGGUCCAGCAGGUGCUGGAGGAUGGCUGGAGUCCAAGUACCUCUGAGAAUUUGACUUUGGCUGAAUUGUACCUCAUGCUGGGGAAACCCAGCAAACUGCAACUUGAAUAUGAUUGGGUGCAGACCCAGCGGAAUAACGCUGAGGAAACUGAGAGGACAAAGGGUACAAGUCAGAGGUUACUGAAGUGCCUGCUGCAAAUUAUCACUACUGAAGUAAAUCCUAAAUCUAGUCCAGAUUCCAGUUCUAUGGCAGCAUCGCCAAUGAAGUCAAACCAUGAAGAUCAGAUGCUCUCGCCGCCAGGGAAAGUGAUUACUCUUUCACGUAGUCCUGGUUGUGUCCGAAAUACUCCAGCAAUUCGAACGAGCAAAACGCUCACUCCCACCAGUGUUUCAGGAAUGCGUAACGUGCAGAAAACAUUGGUGGUCCCACAUUCAUCUAGUAGCUCAGGAAAAUCGAACAGCGAUGCAGACAGUGGGAUAUUUGCAGUUCCUACAAUUUUGCCUCCUAACAGUAGGCAUAACAAGAUGUAUUCACCCAGCAAGGAGAGUGAGCUGACAUUCAGACAGCAACUGGAUACCUUCAGUAGGCAACCCGACAUCUUCUUACCUAAACCUAGGAAAUUACGAAAUAAUCGUCCACGCAAGCCGCUGGUGGUUCAGAGAACACUGUUGCCACGACCGACUGGAAAUUCCUCUCAGCAUGUUUGUUCUUUUUCCAUCUUGUCCAAUUCUGCCACAGGCACAGGUUUAUUCCGUCCUCUUCAGUCAUCUCUUUCCAAACCAACGUUGGCUCGCCCUAUUGUUCCAAAAGUCAUUCCAGCAUCCACCAGUCAACUAUCCAGUGCAAUCGACAUGGCAGCAAAGUCAGCAGGCAUAAUUCCAGGCAGCCCAGUCCAGACUCUUGAUACAGAGGAUUCACAAGAUUUGACAUCCCUGUCAAAUGAAGAUGUUUCCAUGGUAAACUUGGACCACGAUAUAUCCUCAGUCCAUCAGAAUGGAAGCCCACCACCAACCUUGGCAGGGCGGGAUCUUGAAAAACCCACGCAUCAGAAUGGUUUAUCCUCUCCAUCAGAUGAAACCUCUAACACGUUGUUCACUUCUCCACCAAAUGUCUCGGCUCUCCUUGAUAUUUCAUUGCCAGGACCUCCUGAUGACACACUGUCCCAGGGUGGACCCCAUAGCCAAAUCAGUGACUCCAUCAUCGAGCUUGCUAUCAACUCCACUCAGUAUGUUAGCGGUGACGGUUCAUCUCUCUCGCUAACAAAGCUGAAUGGUAAUGACAACUCUAAGAAUCUUCCAUCUCCACCAGCCAGUCCUCAACGCAACUGGAUCCCCUCUCCUACCCAUGAUCCGCAGUGGUAUCCAACCGACUCUGGUGACUCUUCUUUGGGUAGUCUAUUGUCAAGCCUAAUAUCUCCUGAAAAGGGGCGGAAGAUGCUGACAACCGGCAAUGGAAACAGCAAUAGCAACUCGUUGCUUGGAACAAGCUUGUUAGAUGGCAACUCCAGGGACUCUUUUGUUUCCCGCUCACUAGUGGAUGUGUCUGAGGUUGAUUCUCAGCUGGCGUGUAUGAUGAAUGAAAGCAGUGUGGAUUAUAUUGCUCGCUUUAAUGACCUUGCUCAAGAGCUCUCGGUAGCUGAGACUUCAAGGAAGGAGAUGCUUUUGGACAGUGGCCCUCCGAUUGGUGACCUUUCACAAUAAGGUCAUAAUGUGAACAUGGGGUUCAUUUAGGAUGCCCCCGUUCUUCAGCACCUUGCCAAUUAAGCUGCUUGGUUUGGGCAUUGACUACUGGAGAGACCAUUUGUAAAUGACACU